AUGUCUGCAUUUGUGAAAGCAGCUGCGCAUGCUUUGCAGGAUCAGCCAAGUGUCAAUGCGGUAAUCGAUGAGAAUGAAAUCAUCUAUCGGGAUUAUGUUGAUAUAAGUGUUGCUGUGGCAACUCCAAAGGGUUUGGUCGUCCCAGUUAUAAGGAACGUACAACAAAUGAACUAUGCUCAGAUUGAAAGAACAAUUACUGAACUUGGGGAAAAGGCUAGAUCUGGUUCAUUGGCAAUAGAAGACAUGGAUGGAGGUACAUUUACAAUUAGCAAUGGUGGGGUGUUUGGGUCGAUGUUUGGCACACCCAUCAUUAACCCUCCCCAAUCAGCAAUUCUUGGCAUGCAUGCAAUUUUUGAUCGACCUGUAGCAGUUGCUGGCAAGGUGGAGAUUCGCCCAAUGAUGUACGUGGCUUUAACCUAUGAUCAUCGAUUAAUUGAUGGCAGAGAAGCUUCACUUUCUUUUUCUUGCCUUUCUUCUUCUUUUUCUUUUUCUUCUUCUUUCCUUGCCUUUCUUCUUCUUCUUUCCUUGCCUUUCUUCUUCUUCUUUCCUUGCCUUUCUUCUUCUUCUUUCCUUGCCUUUCUUCUUCAUCUUCUUCUUCUUUCCUUGCCUUUCUUCUUCAUCUUCUUCUUCUUUCCUUGCCUUUCUUCUUCCUCUUCUUCUUCUUUCCUUGCCUUUCUUCUUCCUCUUCUUCUUCCUUGCCUUUCUUCUUCCUCUUCUUCUUCCUUUCUUUCUUCCUCUCUUCUUCUUCCUUGCCUUUCUUCUUCCUCUUCUUCUUCCUUGUUUUUCUUCUUCCUCUUCUUCUUCCUUGCCUUCUUCUUCUUUCUUCCUCUUCCUUUCUUCUUCCUCCUUCUUUCUUCCUUGCCUUUCUUCUUCCUCUUCUUCUUCCUUUCUUCUUUUCUUCUUCUUCCUUGCCUUUCUUCUUCCUCUUCUUCUUCCUUGCCUUUCUUCUUCCUCUUCUUCUUCCUUGCCUUUCUUCUUCCUCUUCUUCUUCCUUGCCUUUCUUCUUCCUCUUCUUCUUCCUUGCCUUUCUUCUUCCUUGCCUUUCUUCUUCCUUGCCUUUCUUCUUUUUCUUCUUCUUUCCUUGCCUUUCUUCUUUUUCUUCUUCUUUCCUUGCCUUUCUUCUUUUUCUUCUUCUCUCCUUGCCUUUCUUCUUUUUCUUCUCUCCUUGCCUUUCUUCUUCUUCUUCUUUCCUUGCCUUUCUUCUUCUUCUUCUUUCCUUGCCUUUUCUUCUUUUUCUUUUCCUUCUUCCUCUUCUUUCCUUGCCUUUCUUCUUCAUCUUCUUUCCUUGCCUUUCUUCUACUUCUUCUUCUUCUUCUCUCCUUGCCUUUCUUCUACUUCUUCUUCUUCUUCUCUCCUUGCCUUUCUUCUUCUUCUUCUUCUUUCCUUGCCUUUCUUCUUCUUCUUCUUCUUUCCUUGCCUUUCUUCUUCUUCUUCUUCUCUCCUUGCCUUUCUUCUUCUUCUUCUUCUUCUUCUUCUUUCCUUGCCUUUUUCUUUUUUGUUUCUUUUUCUUUUGUUUGCCCUUUUCUUCUUUUUCUUCUUCUUCUUCUUUUCCUUGCCUUUCUUCUUUUGCUUCCCUUUCUUCUUUCACUUUCUUCUUUUUCUUUUCCUUUUCUUUCAUUUUCUUCUGCUUCCCUGUAUUUUCUUUUUGCUUCUUUUUAUACUUAUUUUUCUUCUUUUAUUCUUCUCUCUCUGCUUCUCCUUCCCCUCCCUCUUCUUCUUCAAAGCUAA
Messenger RNA from Acanthosepion pharaonis, 1728 nucleotides. The record is from the annotation of a GenBank genome assembly. NCBI's taxonomy places the organism in Eukaryota, Metazoa, Mollusca, Cephalopoda, Sepiida, Sepiidae.